Aspergillus viridinutans is the source of this 1962-nucleotide messenger RNA. Its product is annotated as putative alpha-L-rhamnosidase A. Gene Ontology annotation, biological process: carbohydrate metabolic process. The record is from RefSeq and is a predicted model, not a curated record. Bases 1 to 1962 code for a protein of 653 amino acids. The transcript has 2 exons. Lineage: Eukaryota; Fungi; Ascomycota; Eurotiomycetes; Eurotiales; Aspergillaceae.
AUGCGAAUUCUAUCCUUUUCAGUUGUUGCAGCAGCAGUCUGCACUGCUGUUCCAUAUGAGGAGUAUAUCUUAGCGCCAGCCAGUCGAGAUCUGAUUCCGAAAAGGGUGUAUCAUGUUAACGGCUCCAUUUCAGACCCCUCUGCUCUAACCAAUACGAAAGGUGGGAAAGCGACUUUUCAUGGUGUCUCAUAUGUCACCUAUGACUUUGGGCACAACAUCGCCGGCAUUGUCUCGCUGGAUGUCAGCCAGGUCUCCUCGCAGGAUGCCUUCAUUGGCAUCACAUUCUCCGAAUCAAGCCUUUGGAUCAACAACGAAGCUUGUGACGCAACUGCCGAUGCAGGUCUUGACUCACCCCUGUGGCUUCCUGUCGGACAUGGCUCGGGGCGAUACACGGCCGAGAAGAAACACAACCGCGGAGCUUUCAGAUAUCUGACUCUCGUCGCCAACACAUCAGCGACAAUCGUUGUUGAAAGUGUCCGAGUCAACUUCACGGCAGCUCCGACUCAUGACCUUCGUGCGUAUACGGGCUACUUCCACUGCAAUGAUGAAUUGCUCAAUCGCAUCUGGUAUGCAGGCGCCUACACAAACCAGCUGUGCACCAUUGAUCCCAGCAUGGGGAAUGCGUUGCCCUUGUUGGGUACGAUCACCUCCAACAAUAUCACCCUCCCGGAGACUGUCCCCUGGUGGAGUAACGAUACCAUCGCCAACGGGAGCAGCGUGCUCACGGACGGAGCGAAAUGGGAUCGCCUUGUCUGGCCGGGUGAUAUGUCCAUAGCGCUGGAGAGCAUCGCCGUCAGCACGUAUGACUUAUACAGUGUGCGCAUGGCGUUGGAAUCACUCUUUUCAAUGCAACAAGUAGACGGCCGUCUUCCUUACGCCGGCAAACCCUUCCAUGAUACUGUCAGCUACACCUACCAUCUCCACAGCUUGAUCGGCGUAUCGUACUUGUACCGCUACUCAGGAGACAGGAACUGGCUUGCCGCACACUGGAGCCAGUACAAACGCGCCUUGCAAUGGUCACUGUCCAGCAUUGACAGCACCGGCCUAGCCAACGUAACCGCAAGCGCGGACUGGCUGCGUUUCGGCAUGGGAGAACAUCGAAGCAAACGCAAUCCUCUACUUCGUCCUCCAGGAAUCCCUACUCCUCGCAGAAACCCUCAACGACACCGCCUCCUCAUCAACCUGGUCCCGGGCAUCGCAGCUACCCUCAAAUCCGCCGCCAACGCAAAACUCUGGGACCCAGCCACAGGCCUCUACCGCGACAACGAGACCACAACCCUCCACCCACAAGACGGCAACGCCUGGGCCCUAAAAGCCAACCUCACCUUGUCAGCUAAUCAAUCAUCCACGAUUUCCACCGCCCUCUCCGCCCGCUGGGGGCCCUACGGCGCCCCAGCCCCCGAGGCAGGAGCCACCAUCUCCCCCUUCAUCACCGGCUUCGAGCUACAAGCCCACUUCCUCGCUGGCCAGCCGCAGCGGGCUCUGGAUCUAAUCUGGCGGCAGUGGGGAUUCAUGCUUGAUGAUCCGCGCAUGACGCAGUCGACGUUUAUAGAGGGGUAUAGUACGGACGGGACGCUGCAUUACGCGCCGUAUAGCAAUGAUGCGCGGAUCUCGCAUGCGCAUGGGUGGGCUACGGGGCCGACUUCUGCGCUGAUGUUCUAUGCGGCUGGGUUGAGGGUUGUUGGGGCGGCGGGGGAGAGGUGGCUUUUUGCGCCGCAGCCGGGGGAUUUGAGAGGUGUUGAGGCGGGGUUCGAGACUUCUUUGGGGAGGUUUGAGACGGAGUUUAAGAGGGGAAAUGGUGGGUAUACGAAGCUGGUGUUUGUGACGCCUGAGGGGACGAUGGGUGAUGUCAAGCUUGAGGCGGAGGGGGUGCUCGUCUCGAGCAAUGGGACGAGGGUAAGGCUUGUUGAUGGGGUUGCUACUGGUCUGCAUGGUGGUACUUGGAUGUUGAAGGGGGUGUAG